AUGAAUUGUAUUAUUGAUUUUUACAGAGCCAAUUUGAAACCUCUGGUUGCCCAAUAUGCGCCGGAUGACUCAGAAGUCUCUAGCACUCUCUACAUGACCGGUGCAGCUGCGAUCAUCGUAACAGCCAUUAUCUGGAGAAGUCUUGGAAUUAGCUCAAGCAACCGUAUUAAACGCCAGCAGGCCAAGAAGAAGGACUCGAAGCACAAGAAGGACGUGAAACUAGAGCCAUUGACUUUUGAGAAGAAGAUCGAUAAUGUUCGCUUGAGAUUCAACAAAGAGUACAAACCAGGUAUAGACCAACUUCUGGAGAAUUACGACCCCGCAGAUAAGGAUAAGGUUUAUCAACGUAACUUUUACAAUGAAAUGCUGCUGAAACUACUAAUUGAGUUGGACGGCGUUGAACUUGUCGAGGUACAGGGCGAGAGAAAGAUCGCAUUGAAGGAACAGCGUAAAGGUGUUAUCAGAGAGAUUCAGACACACUUAAAGACGCUAGACAAAUUAAUAUAA
This is a messenger RNA of Torulaspora delbrueckii, 507 nucleotides long. It is a transcript of the gene SNL1, whose product is annotated as Snl1p. The coding region runs from base 1 to 507 and encodes 168 amino acids. Lineage: Eukaryota; Fungi; Ascomycota; Saccharomycetes; Saccharomycetales; Saccharomycetaceae. Gene Ontology annotation, molecular function: protein-folding chaperone binding. The record is from RefSeq and is a predicted model, not a curated record. The transcript has a single exon.